GUUCAAGAUGGCGGACAAUACUUGACAUGUCAAAGGAAAACCACGGAACUGUACGUGAAAUAAAUUUCUCCAGUACACAUUAUCCAGUCUGCAAUUUUACUUCUACUUUCAAUAACAAGAUGGUGAAAUAGGAAAGUAGAUUCUGCGAACGUUCACUUGCUUUACUUUCGUUAUGAGGAUUGAUAAGCUUCGUUAGUUGGAGGGCAUUACUGUAGCCGUCAUGUCUGAAAUGCAAGAUAUCUUAGCUAUGGAGAGAACCAACAAGGAGAGGACUGAUAUAGUGCAUAGAUAUGACAGGGGUCGUGAAGAUGGUGCAAGCAUUGACCCAUGGGAGGAUGCAUCCUAUAUAAUCUACAAACUCACAGAUAAAUACGGCUUUUUGCAAGAGCAUGAGCUACCGCCAAGUCCAGAUGAAGAAGAGAGAAAGCUUCGGGAUCAAGAAAUAGAGAGGACAAAAAAAUGGCUGAAAAUGAUCAAAGAUUGGAAGCGUUAUUACCCCAGUGAAAAGGCUUCAAGACGCAUCUACAAGGGCAUUCCGGACAAACUGAGAGGAGGUAUCUGGGCACUGCUUCUUGACUUGAAGAAACUUAAAGAUGAACAGCCUAACGUGUAUGAGAGGAUGCGAAUACGAGCCCGUAAGAUGUCACCAGACAUCCGGCAGAUUGAUCUGGACGUGAACAGAACAUUCCGGAAUCAUAUCAUGUUCCGUGAUCGCUACGGCAUCAAGCAGCAAGCGUUAUUUCACAUCCUCUCUGCAUACUCAAUGUAUAAUACGGAGGUCGGUUAUUGCCAAGGGAUGAGUCAAAUUGCUGCAUUGCUUCUGAUGUACAUGAACGAGGAGGACGCAUUCUGGGCUCUACAUGUCCUCUUGACAGAUACUAAGCAUGCUAUGCAUGGUUUUUUCAUCCCCGGGUUUCCUAAGUUGAUAAGAUAUCAGGAGCACCAUGAACGCAUCUUGAAGAAGUUCCUGCCGAAAGUCAAGAAGAAUUUUGAAAAGUUAGAAAUCCACACGAGUCUGUAUUCUAUGAAGUGGUUUUUCCAGUGUUUCUUAGAUCGGGUUCCGUUCCCACUGACAUUACGGUUAUGGGAUAUCUACAUGCUGGAAGGGGACAAGAUCCUCAUAGCAAUGUCAUUCAACCUCAUGAAGAUGCAUAGGAGAAUGCUUCUAAAAAAAGACAUGGAGACUAUAGUCAGGUACCUCCAAGAGUCACUUGUCAAUGACUUUGGCUACAAAGACGAUGAGGCAAUAGAAUCCCUUCAGGAAAGUAUAGCAGACCUGAGGAGAGCCAAGUUACUUGUACCCCCUACGCCAAAGGCAACGGAGCUGCCACAAGUCCCCUUCGGCCUCUCGAGGACGCCGAGCAUCAGCCAGGCCACGGGUCUCAGGUCCCCAAUGCAGCAGAUGAGCAACGGCCGAGGCAAACAGGUGGUCUCAUCAUCCGGCACUCCACCCCAAACACCAACAGCCUCACCCAGCACCACCCUGUCCGUAUCCAAUUCAACCUCGCUGCAGACAUCGCCGGAGAAGCGCAAUAAAUCAGAGGACAACUACUACAGCAGCAUGACGUCGUUUGAGAGUCAGUUCUCCACGCAGGUAGCACUGAGCAAUGCCAUGCCUGAGCCCUUACAGAGGAGAGCUCCACGCUCACCGACCCAAUCAGAUCAGUUUGCGCAAACUGACGAAGACGAUGAUCACACACCGACGCAGAAAGAUUUCUUGGAGUACGAGGCUAGGAUCAAGGGUAAAAACGGGGAUUUCAAAGCGGACAAACGUAUAUUACAAUCGAGCUUGAGCUCCCCGCCUGGUGAGAGGCCGCAGAGUCUGCCACCCUCAAGCCCCACGAUGUCGGAUCCCAUGGAGCGUAGGUUAUCGUUGUAUGAUAACAUAGACGUAUAUUACAACGACACCUAUGAGGUGGAUAUGGAGGAGUCCUUAGAACGUUUGAAUACUCCGACUGAUCACCAGCCCUUCACAAUGGGUGAACAUGAAACAUUAUUAUACACCCCAGUGGCCGGUAACUCACCAGCACGAUCUGCGGUGAGUGGUGCGCGACCAGGUGUGAGUGGUGCCCCGUAUCGAGAGACCAGGCAACCUGCGCAAUCGUCUCCCGCUCAGUAUACCCCCUACGCUGGCCCAUCUUACGCCCCCGUCCCAGCAGCCCAAGCUCCUCCCCCUCCACCAAGAAGCCUACCAGUGAAUGAGGUACACCAGUUUAGUGGGGAUUCGUCUCCGUAUCGUGUUCGUCGUAUCAGCCCGGAACGAGACGCCUACGGUGGGGUCAUGUACGCCACUCAGGCAACGGUAGAAGGUCAAGCAGUCAGACCUAAGACCCUACACAGUCCUGUCAAUGGAGUGCCCUACUUUAAGACUCAAACUACGUACAUAUAAAAUUAUUAAGUAAGCUUCAAUCAUUAUUUAUCAUUGUCUAUUUAUCUAUUAACAUAAUGAACUCGUUAUUUAUCCCAAAAAUCAUUAGAGCAUUGACAAAGUGAAAAGGCUUUGCUACUUUUAAAAGAACAUUUUUUAGGUGUAUUUGUUUAUGUAGCUGUAAUAGGAAAAAUGUUAAGAAAAUUAAUUGAACUUAAGUAAAAAAGUGAUUUUUUUUUUAACGGAGUUUGGGGAUUGUCAGUAUGCGAACAAUGUGUUGUUAGGAGGCAGUGUUAAUUUGUCUGCGGCUGUUGCUAGUGGCUUUCUUGUUAGUGUGUUGAAGUAUUGGCAGACGUAAUGAUCUUGCCAUAGUCAGAGCCACAAGUCGCCUUAAGUGCACCCUGAUCAAAACACACCGGUCCGGAUCACUCUGGGGUAACUAUUUUCGAUUGGGUUUUCAGUCCCAAUCUGGCUGCUUGGGUCUACCCUGUGACUAUUUCUCUAUGGUUUUCCUCCCUCAUCUAAAACUGAAAGUUCUUUCCUUGUCUUCUAUCCAUUGAGUUCUUGGCUAGUGCAGUGAUUAAGUUUGCUUUUCUGAGAGUCCUUGGCUUUACAAACUUUAACACAGCUCGUGGUAGUACCGUUCAGGAUGGCUGUAUUUUCCCAGUGAAUCAGCCUCAGUGGCAAUAGUUGUGGCAUUUUUUGUGGCGUGGCAGUUUCUUAGAUUGUCAGCUUUCGUCUAUGGCUCAUUUGGCCUAGUAUGCAGGGAUGAGAUUUGUCAGACUUUUAUCUGAAUUCAGACUUUUUAAGUCAGCCUGGUGAAGAAAAUCAGCCGUUACUUUUUCCAUAAUAUAAAAAAACUGCUCUUUGAUCUACUUCUCUAGUGCUGAGAACACUGUUCCUUAGAGCUCAGCGGAAUCUAUAUCUCCAGGGGUUACCAUUCAGGUGGAAAAGCCAUAAUUUCAACAUACAUCAGCAGAGUUUGUAUCCUACAUGUGUAGUUUCAUAUUUUAUGUUUGAUCUUUUGCAAGUCCGAAAUUGUGACUUGAGAGGUGACUCUCAAGUCCGGUUCCUGGACUCGAGUGCUACAGCUCUAGCAGUUGUGUGCACAUCACAAGACUACAUUUUUUAGCUGCCAUUCUUGGGUUUUUUUUAACGACAAACUUUGCUUAAAAAAUGAAUUGCUGCCUGUCAUGCUGGAUUGAAACAUUUUAUAAAAAACUUACAUUCAAUUAUCACAGGUUAAUUUCAUUUUAAUUUUGGAAACUGGAGGUGGAUUAAAAAUGAUUUUAUUCUCCCCAACACCAAUGAUAUUCCAUAAUGUAUUAAUUUUGUUUUUAUUUCACUGUAAAAAGGUUUUUAUAUAAUUAUAUGUUUCUUCAGAAAGAUGGAACCAAAAAUCAAACAACCAAAGUUGCUUCAUAUGGGCCAUUGUUUUUUGUUUAUACAAACAUAAUUUGAUUGUAUGGAGAAACAUUUGUAGGAAUGUGAUAACGAUUUGGAGUUGUAUCCAGUCACAGUGUACAACUCCUUUACAGUAUUUUUUACCUGGAACUGGGAGUAGCUGCAUGUGUACUUAGUAUGUAAUUUGUUUGGUGAUUUACAACAAACUUUGCCUUUUUUAUUUUGGCGUGUCUUGGAUGAGUGGUCCCAAGUUCAGGUGGUUGAGUCACCAAGGUGUGGGUUCGAAUCCCGUUCGUGACACCUGUGUCUAUGAGCAAGACACUUACGGGCAGUGGACACUA
Messenger RNA from Asterias rubens (European starfish), 4113 nucleotides. RefSeq names its product USP6 N-terminal-like protein. The coding region runs from base 221 to 2389 and encodes 722 amino acids. NCBI's taxonomy places the organism in Eukaryota, Metazoa, Echinodermata, Asteroidea, Forcipulatida, Asteriidae. The transcript has 14 exons. The record is from RefSeq and is a predicted model, not a curated record.